Medicago truncatula (barrel medic) is the source of this 570-nucleotide messenger RNA. Its product is annotated as 40S ribosomal protein S28. The coding region runs from base 154 to 351 and encodes 65 amino acids. Lineage: Eukaryota; Viridiplantae; Streptophyta; Magnoliopsida; Fabales; Fabaceae. Gene Ontology annotation, molecular function: structural constituent of ribosome. Gene Ontology annotation, cellular component: ribosome; cytosolic small ribosomal subunit. The record is from RefSeq and is a predicted model, not a curated record. The transcript is spliced from 2 exons. Gene Ontology annotation, biological process: translation; maturation of SSU-rRNA; ribosomal small subunit assembly.
CAUAAAUAAGAACAAGGCCUGGAAAUCUAAUCAUUACUAUAAAUACCCAAAUUAGGGUUUUCACAUUUCCAUACGCAGCAGCUUCCAGGGUUUCAUCGCAAUCAAUUCUCCAACGCCGAUUCAUCAUUUUUCUUCUUAGGAACCAGCUUCAAGAUGGAAUCACAGAUUAAGCAUGCUGUGGUUGUGAAAGUUAUGGGUCGUACGGGAUCCAGAGGACAAGUCACUCAGGUUAGAGUGAAGUUUUUGGACGAUCAGAACCGUCACAUCAUGAGGAAUGUCAAGGGACCAGUUAGGGAGGGAGACAUCCUUACCCUCCUUGAGUCCGAGAGAGAAGCAAGAAGACUCCGAUAGAAGCGUAACUAUCUCAAUGUUUUGGCGCACAAUUCAAUGAAGAAGUGCUGGAUCUGUAAUAGUUAGCUCUGAAAAUCUUUAUGUUGAACUAGUGUUUUGUUUUGCUUGCUGAGUUUUUUUAUUAAAAUUGUGUUGAGACUUUAUUAUGUUCAUGUUUAUUUGCUGAGUUGAGACUUAGUAAUUUGCUAUAAUUAAUGAAAGGCUUAUGAUUAUGAUUAA